AUGACAGCCAUGAAGCAGGAGCAGCAGCCCACCCCGGGGGCCAGGGCGAGCCAGGCGCAGCCGGCGGACCAGGAACUGGGAAGUAACAGCCCUCCACAGAGAAACUGGAAGGGAAUUGCUAUUGCCCUGCUGGUGAUUUUAGUUGUAUGCUCACUCAUCACUAUGUCAGUCAUCCUCUUAACCCCAGAUGAACUCACAAAUUCAUCAGAAACCAGAUUGUCUUUAGAAGACCUCUUCAGGAAAGAAUUUGUGCUUCAUGAUCCAGAAGCUCGAUGGAUCAAUGAUACAGAUGUGGUGUAUAAGAGCGAGAAUGGACAUGUCAUUAAACUGAAUAUAGAGACAAAUGCUACCACAUUAUUAUUGGAAAAUACAACUUUUGUAACCUUCAAAGCAUCAAAACAUUCAGUUUCACCAGAUUUAAAAUAUGUCCUCCUGGCAUAUGAUGUCAAACAGAAUGCAGUAGAAAGCAGUAGUCACUCUAUAUCACCACCCCUUAAAUUUCUGCUCAUUUCUUUAGAUCUGAGUCAAAUAUUUCAUUAUUCGUAUACUGCUUCAUAUGUGAUUUACAACAUACAUACUAGGGAAGUUUGGGAGUUAAAUCCUCCAGAAGUAGAGGACUCCGUCUUGCAGUAUGCAGCCUGGGGUGUCCAGGGACAGCAGCUGAUUUAUAUUUUUGAAAAUAAUAUCUACUAUCAACCUGAUAUAAAGAGCAGUUCACUGAGAUUGACAUCUUCUGGGAAAGAAGGAAUUAUUUUUAAUGGCAUUGCUGACUGGUUAUAUGAAGAGGAGCUUCUGCAUUCUCACAUCGCCCACUGGUGGUCACCAGACGGAGAGAGGCUUGCCUUCCUGAUGAUAAAUGACUCACUGGUGCCUAACAUGGUUAUCCCUCGGUUUACUGGCGCGUUGUAUCCCAAAGGGAAGCAGUAUCCAUAUCCAAAGGCAGGUCAAGUGAACCCAACAAUAAAAUUAUAUGUUGUAAACUUAUAUGGACCAACUCACACUUUGGAACUCAUGCCACCCGACAGUUUUAAAUCAAGAGAAUACUAUGUCACUAUGGUUAAAUGGGUAAGCAAUACCAAGACAGUGGUAAGAUGGUUAAAUCGACCUCAGAACAUCUCCAUUCUCACCGUCUGUGAGACCACUACUGGUGCUUGCAGUAGAAAAUAUGAGAUGACAUCAGAUACAUGGCUCUCUAAACAGAAUGAGGAGCCUGUGUUUUCCAGAGAUGGUAGCAAAUUCUUUAUGACUGUUCCUGUUAAACAAGGGGGCCGUGGAGAAUUUCACCACAUAGCCAUGUUCCUUGUGCAGAGCAAAAGUGAACAAAUUACUGUGCGGCAUCUGACAUCAGGAAACUGGGAAGUGAUAAAGAUCUUGGCAUAUGAUGAAAAUACGCAGAAAAUUUACUUCUUGAGCACAGAAUCUUCUCCUAGAGGGAGGCAGUUGUACAGUGCUUCUACUGAAGGCCUAUUGAAUCGCCAAUGCAUUUCAUGUAAUUUUAUGAAAGACCAGUGCACAUAUUUUGAUGCCAGUUUUAGCCCCAUGAAUCAACAUUUCUUAUUACUCUGUGAAGGUCCAAGGGUCCCAGUGGUCAGCCUGCAUAGUACGGACAACCCAGCAAAAUAUUUUAUAUUGGAAAGUAAUUCUGUGCUGAAGGAAGCUAUCCUGAGGAAGAAGAUAGUAAAGUCAGAAAUUAAAAUCCUCCAUAUUGACGACUAUGAACUUCCUUUACAGUUAUCCUUUCCCAAAGAUUUUAUGGACCGAAACCAGUAUGCUCUUCUGUUAAUAAUGGAUGAAGAACCUGGAGGCCAGCUGGUUACUGACAAGUUCCACAUAGACUGGGAUUCUGUACUUGUCGACACAGAUAAUGUUAUUGUAGCAAGAUUUGAUGGCAGAGGAAGUGGAUUUCAGGGCCUGAAAAUUCUGCAGGAGAUUCAUCGGAAGUUAGGUUCAGUGGAAGUAAAGGACCAAAUAGCUGCUGUGAAAUUUCUGCUGAAACAGCCAUAUAUUGAUUCCAAAAGAUUAAGCAUUUUUGGAAAGGGGUAUGGUGGCUACAUUGCAUCAAUGAUCUUAAAAUCUGAUGAGAAGCUUUUUAAAUGUGGAUCAGUGGUUGCACCCAUCACAGAUUUGAAAUUGUAUGCUUCAGCUUUCUCUGAAAGAUACCUUGGUUUGCCAUCUAAGGAAGAAAGCAUGUACCAGGCAACGAGUGUGCUACACAAUAUUCAUGGUUUGAAAGAGGAAAAUAUAUUAAUAAUACAUGGAACUGCUGACACAAAAGUUCAUUUCCAGCAUUCAGCAGAGUUAAUCAAGCACCUAAUAAAAGCUGGAGUGAAUUAUACUAUGCAGGUCUACCCAGAUGAAGGUUACAACGUAUCUGAGAAAAGCAAGUAUCAUCUGUACAGCACAAUCCUCAGAUUCUUCAGUGAUUGUUUAAAGGAAGAACUAUCCGUGUUACCACAGGAACCAGAAGAAGAUGAAUAA
Messenger RNA from Lepus europaeus (European hare), 2478 nucleotides. It is a transcript of the gene DPP10, whose product is annotated as dipeptidyl peptidase like 10. NCBI's taxonomy places the organism in Eukaryota, Metazoa, Chordata, Mammalia, Lagomorpha, Leporidae. Gene Ontology annotation, biological process: proteolysis. The coding region runs from base 1 to 2478 and encodes 825 amino acids. Gene Ontology annotation, molecular function: serine-type peptidase activity; dipeptidyl-peptidase activity. The transcript is spliced from 29 exons. The record is from RefSeq and is a predicted model, not a curated record.